AUGGAUCCCACAGCGGUUAUGCAGGAUGGCGCUGACCUGUCCCUUCUGCAGGGUGACCCAUCUGACCAAGCAGGGUCUGUACCGGCUGACCAGGAUGGUGCUGGAGAUUCUUUUUACAUUAUUGCAACUGAGAAUUUGCACUGUAUCAAUUGCAAGAAGAAUCAGAUAGGCUGGAGUGAUGCCAUAUUGGACCAGCUUGAUCCGGCUACCAGGUCUUCGUUUCCGGUACAGAUGAUGUACCAUAGCGCAUGUGACAAUCGUGUCAUAUACUUGUUGCGCCAGAGAGGCUUAGGUAACAGUGCUACUCAGCUGCAGAAGCAGAUCACCGAGCUGCACAAUUUACGUUGGACAAAGCAACAACUGCAGUACAUGAGCGACUGUGCUUUGUACCGCAAGUCUGUGCAGUCUAAGGUAAUUUUGACAACAACUUUCAAAGAGCCGCCCCCACACUACCCAUUACCAACAUAGCAGUGGUUUCUUCGUGUUUAUCAGCAGGAGGUUUUAUCUCGGUCGGAAGAGGUCAAGGCGGCAGUAACAUCCAUCUU
Molecule: messenger RNA, 545 nt
Organism: Dreissena polymorpha
Lineage: Eukaryota; Metazoa; Mollusca; Bivalvia; Myida; Dreissenidae
Exons: 2
Coding region: 1-468 (155 amino acids)
Source: RefSeq, a predicted model, not a curated record